AUGUUGGUCAACGGCGAUUCCCACCACCCCAAUGGUGGUCACUCUACUUCUUUGUUCCACGACCACCCCCGACCUCUCAAGAUCGCCAUUGUCGGCGCAGGCAUCGGAGGUCUGAGUGCUGCUAUCGCGUUACGUCGACACGGCCACCACGUAGAUAUCUACGAGCAGUCGAGGCUCGCAAAUGAGACCGGCGCCGCUGUGCACCUGGCACCCAAUGCCAACGGUCUUCUGAGGAGAUGGGGCAUCUACGCUGAGGCCUUUGGCGCCAACCCCUUACACCAUUUCAAGGAGAGGGACUUACGCAACCAGGGCGGCUUUGACGUCGACAUCAGAAAGUCCCAGGGCCAGUGGCAGCACCCGUGGCAGCUAGUCCACCGCGCCUACCUGCACUCCGAAAUCCGGAAGGUUGCCACGGGUGAGGACGACGGCGUCAGCCCCCCAGCCAAGGUCCACGUUGGGUCCAAGGUUGUUGGUGCCAAUCCUGAAAAGGGCGAGUUGCAUCUAGAGGAUGGCACAACUGUGCAAGCAGACGUCAUUCUCGGUGCCGACGGCAUUUACUCCAAGGUCAGGAGGCUCAUCACUGGCAACGAACAAAAGCUGUUGCGCUCGGGCAAGGCGGCAUUUCGCUUCCUCAUCCCGCGCGCAGCGGCUCUGGAGGAUCCUGUCACCGCCCCCCUGGUCGACAAGGAGAACUCCCUCGGCAUAUGGUUCGACACGGACAGGCGUAUCGUCGUCUACCCUUGCAACAACAACCAGCUCUUGAACUUUGUGUGCAUUCACCCCGAUACCGAGUCGCAUGCAACCGCAACAGACGAAUGGAACAAGAAGGGUUCCAUUGAACAGCUUUUGAAGGUGUAUCAGGAAUUCGAUCCUGCAGUCUUGCAGUUGAUCAAGAAGGUCCACCCCGACGAGGUCAACGUUUGGCAGUUGCUGGACAUGGAAGCCAUGCCGAAGUGGGUGAACGGCAAGCUGGCCUUACUCGGCGAUGCUGCCCACCCCUUCACACCUCAUCAAGGACAGGGAGCAGGUCAGGCGAUGGAAGACGCCGCGGCGUUGGCAAUCGUCCUGCCCAAGGGGACGUCUCCAGAGGACGUCACGGAACGGCUUCAACUUUACGAGAAGAUCCGCAUGGAGCGCGCGCACACGAUCCAAGAGUUCUCUCGCCAGGCUGGCAAGGAUAGAAUACCUGGACAGCCACCCGCAAUUCAGAUGAUGAACUACACAAACUACAACUUCGGCCACGAUGAACACGAUCACGCAACCAAGGUUUUCAACAAAUACCUCUGGUCCAAGAAGAAAGAUCUCUACUGGCGCAUGCCCAUUGGGUUCGGUCCCUUCCCAGGCCCCCGUCAAGACUUCUACGGCCGGCGUCAGCCAUCCGAGCUCGACCGUACUUUCAAGACCAUCUCUUUCAAGUUUCUCACGUCGCGGACCUUUCUCGAGACGAUUCUUCCAACCGAAUCCUUCCGGUUCAAGGAGCCUGGCACCGUCUGCACCGCCUCUCUCUCCGUCACCCAGCUCAACAAUAUGUCGUGGCUUGGUGGUGGUGGCUACAACCACCUGGGCCUUUACAUACACGGCAUCGAGUACGUCAAGCAUGACGGGAACUCGAUCAACGGCACCCAUCUCGCCGUGCUUUUCGAGUCGCUCGCGGACCCUAUCGUCUCGGGCCGCGAGGAGCUAGGCAUGCCGAAGCUCUUCUGUGACAUCGACGUCGAACACCACGCCACGGCGGCACGCGUGCGCGCGUCGUGGCGGGGCACCAAGUUCGUAGACAUCACGCUCAAGAACCUCCAACCAGACACCCCCAACACGGAGCGCGGCAUCAUCGGCGGCGAGGAGGACUACGGCAUCCUCACAUACCGGUACAUCCCAUCGGUCGGAGAGCCUGGCAAGGCCGACGCCGAGUACGCCUGCGUGGUGCCACACGAAGAGGAGGCGCGGGAUGUUCCGGCCACGGUGCACGCCGUGUCGAGGUCGUCUGAAGUUUCGGUCAAGAUGGAGGGGCACGACUGGGAGAAGCUGCCAACGCUGCACCACGUCGCGAAGUUCCUGGCCGAGAUCCCCAUCUACAAGGUCGUGGGUGCCAAGGUUGUGGAGGGAAAGGGGGUGCCCAACGUGUCGGCGGCGCAAAGGAUAGAGUAA
Messenger RNA from Colletotrichum higginsianum IMI 349063, 2145 nucleotides. RefSeq names its product FAD binding domain protein. NCBI's taxonomy places the organism in Eukaryota, Fungi, Ascomycota, Sordariomycetes, Glomerellales, Glomerellaceae. The coding region runs from base 1 to 2145 and encodes 714 amino acids. Gene Ontology annotation, molecular function: FAD binding; monooxygenase activity; lyase activity. The record is from RefSeq and is a predicted model, not a curated record. The transcript is spliced from 6 exons.